AUGUCCGGGAGAGUAGGAGGACGCGGUGGCGAUGGCGGACGUGGACGAGGACGAGGACGUGGACGCGGCGGCGGCGGCGGCGGCAAUGCUCGGGGUUCUGGCCGUGGAGCGCCAGUUCCUCCACCACCGCAUGUUGCUUCUUCGUCUUCUUCUUCGGCGCCUGAGUCGUCUAUUACCCGAGAUUUGGAGAAAAAGCUGUCCGUUGAUGAUUCUCCUUCUGCUGCUGCAUAUGGAAGCGGUACCAAGCUUCACGGUGGCGACGGCGGUGAACCCCAACAACCAACGACGACGACGUCUCCGGCGGUUCAGGUUCCACCGUCUUCGUCCAAGGCUAUUACGGUUCCCAAGAGACCUGGAUACGGGACCCUAGGCCGGAAAUGUGUGGUUAGGGCUAACCAUUUUAUGGUUAAGCUUCUUCACAACGAUCUUAUCCUUCACCAUUACGAUGUGUCAAUGUCGCCAGAAGUUAGGUCCAAGAAAGUCAGCAGGGAUAUCUUGAAACAGCUCCAACAGAAUUAUAGGGUCUCACAUCUGGGAAACCGAAUGCUAGCUUAUGAUGGCAAGAAAAGCUUUUAUACUGCAGGGGAACUGCCUUUCAAAUCCAAGGAGUUCAUUAUCAAGCUUUCGGAGCCUGGAGAAAGGGAGCGGGAAUUUAAGGUCUCCAUUCAGUACGCUGCGAAGGUGGAUCUUUAUCACCUUCAGAGAUUUCUUAGUAGUAAGCAACUUGAUGUACCUCAGGAAACUAUCCAGGCGCUUGAUGUGGUUCUCAGGGAAAAGCCUUCUACCGAUUAUGUAGUAGUUGGCAGGUCAUUCUUCCACCCGUCUCUGGGUGCUAGAGGUCCCCUAGGAGAUGGCGUGGAGUACUGGAAGGGUUUUUAUCAGAGCAUCCGUCCAACUCAGAUGGGUCUUUCCCUGAAUAUUGAUGUGUCAGGGACAGGAUUUUAUGAGCCUUUGUUAGUGACUGAAUUUGUUUCCAGUUUCCUGAGGAAUGACUUAACUCGUCCCCUAUCUGAUCAGGACCGGAUAAAGGUGAGAAAGGUCCUCAAAAAUGUUAGGGUGCAAGUUAUCCAUUCAAAUGUUCCGAGAAAGUACAAAAUUUCCGGCAUUACCACUGAAUCCUUGAGCAGAUUAUCGUUUCAACACGAUGAAGUCAAUACAACGAUAGUUGAUUACUUUCGCCAAAAGUAUAACUAUGUACUUCGACAUACAGCGUUGCCUGCACUGAAGUGUGGCAGUGAUGAAAAGCCAACUUAUUUACCCAUGGAGGUUUGCAAAAUUGUUGCGGGGCAGAAAUAUUUGAAAAAGUUAAAUGAAAAGCAAGUUGUUUCCCUGUUAAAUGCUUCAUGUCAAAGACCAGAUGUGAGAGAGGAUGAAAUUAGAAAGACUGUUGGCAAACAGAAUUACAGUGGUGAUACACUUUUGAAGGAAUUUGGGGUUCAAAUUAGCACUGCACUUACAUCCAUUGAGGCACGGGUUCUUCCUCCGCCCAUGAUAAAAUAUCAUGAGACGGGGGAGGAAUCACUAGUUCAACCAAAAGUUGGUCAGUGGAAUAUGAUUAAUAAGAAAAUGGUUAGCGGUGGGAGGAUAGACCAUUGGGCUUGUGUCAGCUUCUCGAGAAAUGUCGACGCAAACAGGUUUUUCAGAGAAUUAAUUGCUAUGUGCUCCAGCAAGGGAAUGGUAUUCCAAUCCCAGCCACUGAUUCCAGCUCAAACAGUUACCAAUGGUCAAAUUGAGAAGGCUUUGAUUGAUAUUCACGACAAGUGUAUUGCAAAACUCAGAAACUCGAAUACAGGAUCGAAACAACUCCAAUUGUUGCUUAUAGUUCUGCCAGAUCACAAAGGAUCUUAUGAAACUAUCAAGCGAAUUUGCGAGACUGAGUUGGGGAUUGUCUCGCAAUGUUGCCGCCCAGAGAGAGCAGGAAGAUUUAAUGCGCAGUUGUUGGAGAAUUUAGCCCUUAAGAUCAAUGUGAAGGCUGGUGGGAGAAAUGCUGUUUUAGAACAAGCUGUUCGACGCAGGAUACCAUUUCUGACUGACCGUGUGACCAUAAUUUUUGGUGCUGAUGUAACGCAUCCUCAACCUGGGGAGGAUUCUGGCCCUUCAGUUGCAGCUGUUGUCGCUUCCAUGGAUUGGCCGGAGGCCACCAAGUACAGGGCACAAGUAUCUGCACAGCGCCAUAGGCAGGAAAUAAUCCAGGAUCUGUGCAAAGUAGAUCAGAAUGGGAAAGUCGGAGGGAUCAUAAGGGAGCAGUUAAUUGCUUUCAGAAGAUCGACUGGGCUGAAGCCUGAGAGAAUUAUUUUUUACAGAGAUGGAGUUAGUGAAGGCCAGUUUAAUGAGGUGUUGCUUCAUGAGAUUGAUGCAAUCAGGAAGGCUUGUUUAUCACUGGAAGCAGGUUAUAUGCCUCGUGUGACUUUUAUUGUGGUGCAGAAGAGGCACCAUACUCGUCUCUUCCCCAUGAAUCAUAAGGAUCGCUAUGCGACUGACAAGAGUGGCAACAUUUUACCAGGAACUGUUGUUGAUACUCAGAUUUGUCAUCCAACUGAAUAUGAUUUCUACCUUUGUAGUCACGCCGGAAUUAAGGGUACUAGUCGCCCUGCGCAUUAUCAUGUGCUGUAUGAUGAGAACGGGAUUGGCGCAGAUGCUUUGCAGAUGUUAACUAACAGUUUGUGCUACACGUAUGCGAGGUGCACUAGAGCUGUUUCUAUAGUUCCACCGGUGUAUUAUGCUCACUUAGCUGCAUUUCGAGCUCGCUACUACCACGAAAGUGAAUAUUCUGACAGUGGUUCUCGUGGUGGUGGUGGUGGGAAUAUGCCAAUGAGGGAGCCAACGGGAGAAGUAAAAUCACUGCCUAGCAUCAAAGAAAAUGUCAAGGAUGUCAUGUUCUUCUGUUGAAGAAAACUCCACUAUUGGAAAUGUAAAUGAUGCUGCUACUUUCUGCUGAUGAAGAAAGUUGACUUUUGUGACAAAAAUUAGACUUGUAGUAACUAACUAGUAACUAGUCUAGUCGUAUCUGUUCCUUGCUAGUUUAGCAGGGCUCUUCUAGUUUUUGCUUUCGGAACAUCUGCUAUCUUGGUCUUCUGGAACCUAAUUUUGCUUAUCGAAAACGAAUGAACAAAGUUCUGGUUAGAUUUUGAUUCUGUGUAUGAACCAUAUACAGACUUCGUUUGGCAUCACUGAGAUCAGAACAUUUUUUUGUGGUUAUCCGAGUCUGGGUUAUGGAGCAUUACAAGUAUUUAUGAUUAGACAGAUUAUCUGUGCAGCUCUUCCUUAGAAAUCAGAUAGAACCAUCCUUUCUUCAAAUCAUUUCCGGUUUUUGUUUUCCCCUUUUAGAGAGGAAAAGCUUGAUCUGGUUCUAAAUACGUACACCCAUGGAUGGCAAAAUCUUGUUGAUAGGUGUCUAAUCACUGAAGUACAAAAAGGGGUAAUAACAAGAAAUGAAGUCAAAUGGUACUUCUACAGAAGAGAUCAAGUAAAACAGUGGUCCUGUAGCUACAAGAAUUCCACCAUCACAGCAACAACCUAUAAAUAAAUAAAAGAUUACCCGCCAAUUUCUAUAUAAAUUAAUAUAUGAGGUACAAACUAUACAAAGGAAUCAAGAGUAUGAAGUCCAAAACUUCCCUUUCUGAUGUUAUAAAUAUGAGAAUCUGCUAAACAGAUAUAUGCACAAGAAGGAAAGCAAUGUGGUAUAGGGUAUCAGACUGUGUGGGUCAACCCUGGGAGGACUAUUAUUAUCAAUCUGUCCCGCAUUCACAAACUCGCUUUUACCGUUACCUGUGGCCGUCGAGACGUUAAUCGAUGAUGCACCUGAUGAGAAGAGGUUAAUCGUUUUAGAAAUAAACACCAAAUGAACAAAUAAGUCAUUAGAUGUUAAAAUCGAACUUGAUUUGAGACUCUUUAACUAGGAGUAGCUAUGAAGGAACUUACAGUCAUAGUUAACCCAUCCAAUCCGUUGGCCAGCCAAAUCGUACACGAUAAUUUUGUCUUUGAGGACAAGGUCUGAAUAUAGAAAGAAAAUGACAAGAGGAUGAUCUCAAAUUCACAUGUAGUUCAAAAAGACAACACAAGGGAAAGAACUUCACAUGCUGUAAGUAUUUGAGUAAAGGAGGAUUAUUUAAAGGCCACCCUAGAUAAGUAUUUGAGUAAGACUGUGAUAUUGGUGUAGCAAUAUCAACCGAGUAACAUCGGAGAGGUCAAAAGCGAUCAAGACAUACGACUAACAAUGAAAAGAGCAAAAGACUUAGGAAGUCACGGACUCCCAGCCGGCAGACUACAAGUUGCACAAACAUAAUUUCCAAAAUGAAUUCAUUUGAUAAAUUGCUAGUCACUGCUCUCCAAGGAUGUACUUACGUGGAUACCACACAGAAUAAAUUCUAAAAUACAAGUAUAAGAACUCACAAGAGUGCGUAAGAUGUUCGUACAUUUAAAAAAGUAUGCAUCUUUACCAAAAACCCAUCAGACCAUGUGUUUUAAUUGUUAACCCCAAAGAAAUCAAAUUAAAAAUGAACUGUCUCAUACCUCCUAAAAUUGUCAGGCCCUGACCCUGAAUUUUUUGGAAACCAAUACACCAAACUGCUGCACCAUU
Oldenlandia corymbosa var. corymbosa is the source of this 4579-nucleotide messenger RNA. The record is from the annotation of a GenBank genome assembly. NCBI's taxonomy places the organism in Eukaryota, Viridiplantae, Streptophyta, Magnoliopsida, Gentianales, Rubiaceae.